UUACAGAAGUGCGACCCUGUGAGACGUCUGGUUGAAGUAAAAAUAAGUACAAUUUAUGACACAAUAUCAGACAGUUUCAAAUGAUUAUCUGAAUAACUGUGCUGCCUGUAUUUAAAUGGACAGUGGAAGAGGAGGAAGAGGAGGGAGAGGAGGGAGAGGAGGGAGAGGAAGUCGUGGUGGAGAGGACAGAGAUGUCCGCCUGUCUAAAUCCAUGUCUUAUGCUCUUCGCCAUGGAGCCAAUCAGAUGGGUCUUCAAAUGGGCACAGAUGGCUUCAUUUUUGUGGAGGAACUCUUGGCUCAUCCGCAAUUUCGCUCAUUCUCAUUGGAAGAUGUCGAAAGAGUCGUGGCCACAAAUGACAAGCAGCGCUUUAAGCUUUCCCCCCACCCGGAGGACGGCCGCCUGCAGAUCCGAGCCAGUCAGGGCCAUUCAUUACAGGUUACGGAUUUGGAGCUGAAACCGGUCCUGGCUGGUUCUCCAGACUGCCCUGCUGAGGCUGUUCAUGGCUCCUACCUUCGCAACUGGAGCUCCAUCCAGCAGCAGGGCCUGAGCCGCAUGAGGAGGACACACAUCCACCUGGCACCGGGACUGCCAGGAGAGGAGGGUGUCAUCAGCGGCAUGAGGAAAGACUGUGAUCUAGCUGUGUAUGUUGAUGUCUCCAAAGCUCUUGCUGACGGAAUUGAGUUCUUCUGGUCAGAUAAUGCUGUGUUGCUGACUGCGGGUGACGCAGAAGGAAAACUUCUCCCUAAAUACUUCAGUCGAGCCUUAAAACUGAGACCCACAAGGAGCAUCCUACCACUGCAGUAGCAUCAGAGGAUACUGUUGUUUGUCAUUGGUCAUAGCAGGAAUCAUCUGACUGUGCUAGCAUCCUAUGGUUGGUUGAUGCUUAUCCUGGUUCCCUGGGUAUCGCAAUGGGAGAAUCCAUUCAGAAAUCAUCUGAAAUGGGACUAAAUUGGUAAACUUUUCAUUUUUGUGUCAUUAUUGAAAGCAUCAGGACGGUUUUAGGGAGGCAUACUUUGUUUUACAUGACAAGUUAAUCAACUUAUGCUGGCAAUGUAUUUAUAAAUAUAGAGACUUUGUUUUAUCCUUUGCAUUGUAAAUGCUAAAUAAACUAUGGCAGAAAUUGACUACCAAGAUCAUUUUACCAUGCAGUUGUAAAAUAUAUAACUCUGGUUACAAACAGUCUGCUAGCAACAACCAGCUAAGCCUUUAAAUGUCUUAUGAAGACGUACUGUAUGUGUGGAUAGUCACUUGACUAUUUCAGUAAAAACAGGAUACAGACACUGUGGUUUUAGUUAACGGAUUCCUGUAACUGUUUCUUGUAAGAUAUGGACACGGACACACACACACACACACACACACACACACACACACACACACACACACACACACACACACACACACACACACACACACACACACACAACAUGUGAGCGGAGAUAAAUGGUCAGA
Messenger RNA from Anoplopoma fimbria (sablefish), 1450 nucleotides. RefSeq names its product tRNA phosphotransferase 1 (gene trpt1). Gene Ontology annotation, biological process: tRNA splicing, via endonucleolytic cleavage and ligation. The record is from RefSeq and is a predicted model, not a curated record. The transcript is spliced from 7 exons. NCBI's taxonomy places the organism in Eukaryota, Metazoa, Chordata, Actinopteri, Perciformes, Anoplopomatidae. Gene Ontology annotation, molecular function: tRNA 2'-phosphotransferase activity. The coding region runs from base 116 to 805 and encodes 229 amino acids.